Molecule: messenger RNA, 507 nt
Organism: Maudiozyma saulgeensis
Lineage: Eukaryota; Fungi; Ascomycota; Saccharomycetes; Saccharomycetales; Saccharomycetaceae
Source: the annotation of a GenBank genome assembly
AUGGCACCAUCAGGUAGAAGAACAAGUAAAACAAGGCUCUUGGCAUAUGGAGUCGCAUUGACUGUAGCAGUUGGAACUUCUGCAUGGUUAUUAUGGAAGUCAUCAAAGGAAGAAGCAGAAGAAGAUAAGACAUCAAAAACUGUACAUAAAUAUAAAUCUAGAUGUAUUAUUAUGACCAAGUCAAUAUCGGAAUCGCAGGAUAUAAAAUGGGCCACAAUUAUGAAAGAUCCAAAUGUUGUUGUCAUCGUAGCACCAAAAGUGGAAUUCCCACAGUUAGUUUAUCCAAACCAAGUUAUUGAUAAUAAUGAUCUGUUUAAGAUAAUUCACUGUGAUACUAACAAUGGGGUGUGGGCCUGUGUUAAGAGUUUAAAGAAAGAUGAACUUCUUCUUGUUUCACAUGAUCUGGAACAUGAAAUUCCCACGGAUAUAAUACGCUAUGUGAAACAUAUUAAUGACAUUAAAGAUACACCUAAUGUCGUAUCUUAUUUGAACAGUUAUACACAAUAG